AUGGACAGCCCCAAAUCAAGGAAAAGAAAGAAUCCGCCGACAUUCCAACACCUUCCGGUACAACAAGCAAAAAAACUAAAGAAAGCCUGGGUGGAGAAGGCCAAGAUCAAAAGCAAAUGGAAAGCGGAGAAGAGAAAGCUGUACGCAGAAGGAGGUAUUCCGAAGAUGCCCUGGGAGAUAGAGGGCGACCAGGACGACGAGGAGGCGGAGACAGUGGAGAAAGAUGAAGAUGAAGAGACCGAGUGGGGUGGUGUUGGUGCAGACUCUGACUCGAGUAAAAGUGGCGACGAAGAUGACCUUGAGCCCCUGCCCCCAACGGGUUCUCCACCGAACACUAGGUCUGGACAGGGAGGGAGGCAACGCGGUUCGAGCAAGAGGGACUCGCGGAAUGCACAACCCUAUCUCGAUGGAAGCAACAAACGCCCUCGCAAUCGGGGUGAUAAAAAGGCAGAUGGCUCUGACGACGAAGAGCCCCGCCAACCAACAUUACGAGACCUAAAACGUGAGGCCUACUCUCGGUCAACUCUGCACACCUACAAGUCGGAUCCCCUUCGCAAGCGGGGAGCUAUGUCUAAUCGAGGAAGAGGACGCGGAGGUUUUGAAAGGGGGAAAGGCCGGGGACAACCGAAUAUGAAGUUGCGAAUGAAUGUCAUGCUCGAGAAAAUCAAGCGAGACAUCGUCCCCGCUUCCAGUUGA
Messenger RNA from Coprinopsis cinerea okayama7#130, 696 nucleotides. RefSeq lists its product as hypothetical. The transcript has 2 exons. The coding region runs from base 1 to 696 and encodes 231 amino acids. NCBI's taxonomy places the organism in Eukaryota, Fungi, Basidiomycota, Agaricomycetes, Agaricales, Psathyrellaceae. The record is from RefSeq and is a predicted model, not a curated record.